UAACUUCUUCACCAUUUUUUUAAACCAACGAACGCACACUAGUCAUCCGGCUUUUCACUAAAGUGAUAUUAGUCGACGUUUGAUGUUAAAUAGUAAUUAUAUUGAUGUUUUUGUUGCUUUUUUCCCUCCCUCUAGCUCGAGUGAUGCGUUAUGCUAGCUAGCGGCAUUCAUCUGCAGCGAAAAAUACAUUAACCAGAAUUCACCGGGGCGAGUUAGCCGCUUACGAAAGGAGUCAUGAAUUACGCUCGGUUUCUCACAGCUGUGAGUUCAGCCAGAAAGCCUUCUCCCAUCAGGAUGCUGACUGAGCUGCAGCAGCGGUCGCCUCCUUCCCUGAUCUCCCUGGCUGGAGGAGCUCCAAAUCCCAACACGUUCCCGUUUCAGUCAGCGUCCAUCCAAGUGAAGAACGGCCAAACGGUCACCUUUGAUGAGACGGCGAUGAAGAGGGCGCUGCAGUACUCUGCCUCCAACGGGAUCCCAGAGCUUCUGACAUGGAUGAAGAAGCUGCAAAAGGACCUCCACAACCCGCCGACCACCAACUACAGCCCUGAGAAAGGCCAGAUGGACAUGUGUGUGACGACAGGGAGCCAGGAAGGGCUGUGCAAGGUGUUUGAGAUGCUGGUGAAUCCUGGGGACAACGUGCUCCUGGAUGCUCCCACAUAUUCGGGCACGCUUGCCGCGCUCCAGCCCCUCGGCUGCAACUUGAUAAACGUCCCCAGUGAUCAUCACGGGAUGAUCCCUGCGGCUCUGAAGGAGAUCCUCUCUCGCUGGGACCCCCUGGAGGUCCACAAGCCCGGCAGCACCGCACCCAAGAUCCUCUACACCAUCCCAAAUGGAGGAAACCCCACCGGUGCAUCCAUGACGACGGAGAGGAAAAAGGACGUCUAUGAGCUGGCCCGGCAGUACGACAUGCUCAUCAUCGAGGACGACCCCUACUACUUCCUACAGUUUGAGAAGCCUUGGGCUCCAACUUUCCUCUCUAUGGACGUUGACGGCAGGAUCAUCAGGACGGACUCCUUCUCCAAGAUCCUGUCUUCAGGGCUCCGGUUAGGUUUCGUCACGGGUCCCAAACCUCUGGUGGACCGUGUGGUGCUCCACAUCCAGGCCUCCACGAUGCACACCAGCACCUUCACCCAGCUUAUGGUGUCUCAGUUGCUGCACAGUUGGGGAAAAGAGGGUUUCCUCCAGCACAUAGACGGAGUGAUAGAGUUUUACAGGAAACAGCGCGAUGCCAUGAUCUGCUCUGCCGACAAGUGGCUCAAAGAUGUAGCGGAGUGGCACACCCCAUCCGCCGGCAUGUUUCUGUGGAUGAAGCUGAAGGGCAUAGCAGACACGCAGCAGCUCAUUAUGGAGAAGGCAUUGGAAAAAGAGGUGUUGCUGGUCCCUGGAGGCGUCUUCAUGAUCAACAGCAGUGACCCGUGUCCCUACGUCAGAGCGGCUUUUUCCCUCUCCACACCAGAGCAGAUUGAUGAGGCUUUCAGAAGACUCUCUUUGCUCAUCAAAGACGCUCAAUGAUGGUUUGCGGCCGUGCUUCCUGUCAGAUGCUGCGUUGUGACUCCAGUCAUUUUAUUCAGUAAAACACUACAGUCUGUGAAGAAAAAAAGUGAUUAAAAAAUGCUGCUCCAGUGCACACCAAUGUUUAAACAUAAUAUAUUAGUUUUUAAUCACAGUGUCAUCGUUUUUCUCUGUGUGUGCAAUCUAGUGCCCUGAAUUUGAACAGUGGUCACUACUACAACCAAAUAAAUAUCAACAUUUUACAAAGACUAUUUAUGAAUCCACUGUGUUUUAAAGAGGAAAACUUGGAUUAUUUAAUUUUUUUUCCACAUGAAAAAUCGUUCAAGCGCAAUGCAUUGUGGUCUAUGUUUGCAAAUACUAGUUUUGCACAGACUUUUGUAGGGCACAAGAUUUAGAAUUUUAGAUUUGGACACCAUGAAAAAAAAGAAAACUGUACUUUAUGGUGUAGUGAGGAAUUCAGACACUUGUUGUUUAUUUAAGGUCUUACAAGUGGAGAACCCAGGAACAUGUAUGACAAGUGUGAUUAAAAACAGAUCAAAAGUGGAAAUAAAAAAAUGUUGAAAACAAUAAAAUAUAUAAUUUGUAAUAAACAUAC
This is a messenger RNA of Oryzias melastigma (Indian medaka), 2107 nucleotides long. RefSeq names its product aminoadipate aminotransferase (gene aadat). The transcript has 14 exons. Gene Ontology annotation, molecular function: L-kynurenine:2-oxoglutarate transaminase activity; pyridoxal phosphate binding. Gene Ontology annotation, biological process: biosynthetic process. Bases 235 to 1512 code for a protein of 425 amino acids. Lineage: Eukaryota; Metazoa; Chordata; Actinopteri; Beloniformes; Adrianichthyidae. The record is from RefSeq and is a predicted model, not a curated record.